AUGUCUUCCAAUGCCAAAGCUGAUGAUCAUGAUGAUUCACUCGUCAAUGCCACUGCUGUAGCCAUUGACAAAGACAAGAACAGCCAGCUUGCUGUUCGUUGGGCUGUUGAUAAUCUCACGGCCAAGAACUCGGUUAUUGUCCUAAUCCAUAUUCAUUCAGCAGUUGGCAAUGGUCAGGAUGAUGAUACUGUCGACGAGGUGCAGCCGCUUUUCACUCCCUACCGUGGAUAUUGUGCCCGUAAAGGGGCUCGUUUAAAGGAGGUUGUACUUGAUCACAUUGAUGUUGCCUCGGCGAUUGCGGACUACAUCAACAGCAAUUUAAUUGGAAACGUUGUCUUUGGUGCAUCAGGAAGAAAUGUUCUUACAAGGUCUUUCUCUCAAAACAUUGAACUAGAAAAAUCUUUGAUCCUCUCUACCCAGAAAGCACAACGGGCACCUACUUGUAAUGUUCCACAAAAGACAGCAUCAAUGCCAGCAAUUCCAUUUCAAAAUCUACAGGAUAAUGCUGAACUAGAUCCAGAUGGAGUUAGAUCACAGUCUGCGAAAGGAGGGUGGAGAAGUGCAGAACCAGGUGGAUUUCCUUUGGACAAGAUCAAUGAUCCCAUGAGAGGACCACAACGUGAGAGAAGCAGAAUAUCCAUUUCUACUUUCUCAACGGACAGCACUGACCUUCCUUUGUCCGGCGGAAGAUCCUCAACUUCCCGUGAUUUUAUACCUGAUGGGUCUCUAUAUUCAGGGAUAUUCACACCGGAAAUUAUGGACAGCUCAGCCCAAGGUUUAGAUUUCUCUAUUGCUUCAGCCUCUUCUCUGAAUGAGCCAAAUGCGGACUCCUUAGAAGCUGAGAUGCGAAGACUGAGGCUUGAGCUGAAGCAGACUAUGGAAAUGUACAGCACAGCUUGCAAAGAAGCACUCUCAGCCAAACAGAAGGUAGUUUUAUACCGUCAGUGA
Molecule: messenger RNA, 948 nt
Organism: Dovyalis caffra
Lineage: Eukaryota; Viridiplantae; Streptophyta; Magnoliopsida; Malpighiales; Salicaceae
Source: the annotation of a GenBank genome assembly